AGCUAUGAAAAUGUCUUCAGUUUGCAAACAUUUCAAUCGAAGCCAAUCAACAAAACCGGAGCGCUCUCUCUCUCCUCUCUCUUAGUUUUGUUGUGUCAAUCUGAAUUUUCCCGGAAAGUUUGCGAUUGUCCACUAGGAUGUGGAGAAAUUUAGGAGCAUGAGGUUUUCCCGAGAAAAUUAUGAUGGGAGCUCCGUUGUGGGCCGACGAGGCUAAUGCUCCUUCGACCUCCACGUCGCGCAUUUCUCCGGCUAAUCCUCCGUCUAGGCGCAGAGUUGGCAAUGUAUUUCAACUGUUAGCUCGAAGAGAGGUUUCUCCUCAAACAACACAUUUAUCAAAGAGGUUAUGGGGAGAAACUUCCAAGUGCCACCUCAAUUUCGCUAGGCCAAGGUGUGAUGCUGCUAGGAAUGCUAGACAUGGUCUUGUCUCAUGGGUGGAGGCAGAGUCAUUAAGGCAUCUGUCUGCGAAAUAUUGUCCACUUUUGCCUCCUCCAAGGUCAACUAUAGCUGCAGCAUUCAGCCCUGAUGGGAAGACACUUGCCUCUACGCAUGGAGAUCAUACUGUAAAGAUUAUUGAUUGCCGAUCUGGGAGCUGCUUGAAGGUUUUGAGUGGUCACCGCAGGACCCCCUGGGUGGUUAGGUUCCAUCCGCUCUGUCCAGACCUACUUGCUAGUGGAAGUUUGGAUCAUGAAGUUCGUUUAUGGGAUGCAAAAACUGCAGAGUGUAUAGGAUCACGCGAUUUCUACCGCCCUAUUGCUUCUAUAGCUUUUCAUGCCCAAGGGGAUCUUCUUGCAGUAGCAUCAGGUCACAAGCUUUACAUAUGGCACUACAAUAGAAGAGGGGAGACAUCUUCUCCGGCCAUAGUACUAAGGACACGGCGUUCACUUCGGGCUGUCCAUUUCCACCCACAUGCUGCUCCCUUCCUUUUAACAGCUGAGGUCAAUGACAUUGAUUCAUCAGAUUCCUCGAUGACACUGGCAACUUCUCCAGGCUAUUUGCGCUAUCCUCCUCCUACUGUAUAUUUAGCAGAUGGUCAUCCUACUGAGCGUUCUACUUUUGCAGAUGGAGUGCCUCUUGCAUCGUUUCCAUUUCUGAUAUGGCCUUCAUUUGCUAGAGAUAAUGGGAGAGUAUCUGUGCAACGUACUGAAUCUGAUGUUGGUUCAAGCGGCGUCCAGCAAAGACUUGAUCCUUCUGCUUCAGUACGGCUUUUAACUUAUUCAACUCCAUCAGGACAGUAUGAACUUCUGCUAUCCCCUAUCGAACCUAAUGGCUCUUCGCCAGUCCCAGAAGAAACAGGAACUAAUCCUUUCUCGAGUGAGAUGGAAACCGAACUUUCUCAAUCUGCAAUUGAUACUGUAGAGCCUAUGGAAGUACAGGCUGAAGGGAGAACAAAUCCUGUUUUCCCUUUUGGUGACCCGACAUAUUGGGAGGUACCUUUCUUGCAAGGGUGGUUAAUGGGUCAGACCCAAGCUGGUCAACGUAAUAUGCAGCCCCUUAAUAGUGCUGCUAAUGAAAACGCUUCUGCACAAGGGGAGAUGGGAGCUAUUCCGAUGUUGUCCUCAGUUAUUCCAACCAGUCUUAGCCAAUCUAGGGUUACUGGACGAUCCAGUUCAAGACAUCGUUCUUCACGUUCUCGUGCAAUAUCUGUGACUGGUGUUAAUGAAGAUGCUGGUUUAAACAGUAGCAUGCAUGAUGAGGGUCAUGCUCAACCUGUUGGUAGAAUCCAAUCAGAACUUGCCACUUCACUUGCUGCAGCAGCAGCUGCAGAGUUACCAUGCACAGUCAAGCUUAGAAUAUGGCCUCAUGAUGUGAAAAAUCCAUGUGCGCCACUUGAUGCAGAAAGAUGUCGUUUAACAAUUCCCCAUGUUGUACUCUGUAGUGAAAUGGGUGCCCAUUUUUCACCUUGUGGAAGAUUUUUAGCAGCCUGUGUUGCAUGUGUGCUUCCCCAUUUGGAAGCCGAUCCUGGAUCACAGAGUCAGGUCAACCAUGAUGUUACAGGCAUAGCAACUUCCCCAACUCGACACCCACUUUCAGCGCAUCAGGUUGUCUACGAGCUUCGGAUAUAUUCUCUUGAGGAGGCAACUUUUGGCACAGUGCUUGCAUCACGGGCUAUAAGAGCUGCGCAUUGUUUAACAUCUAUCCAAUUCUCUCCAACAUCAGAGCAUUUAUUACUUGCUUAUGGCCGUCGUCACAGUUCACUCCUUAAAAGUGUCGUAAUUGAUGGAGAGGCAACAGUUCCUAUUUACACCAUUCUGGAGAUCUACAGAGUUUCUGAUAUGGAACUUGUGAGGAUUCUUCCAAGUGCAGAGGAUGAGGUCAACGUUGCUUGUUUUCAUCCUUCUGCUGGAGGUGGGCUUGUUUAUGGAACUAAGGAAGGAAAGCUACGGAUCCUCCAAUAUGAUCGUUCUCAUGGCACGAAUCAUACAUAUGGUUUUCUUGAUGAAAACAUGAUUCAGGUCCCUACUUAUGCUUUGGAAUGCUAGAAGUUGCCGUUAAAAUCUCCGUGAAUCAUGCCACACGGCUUAGCUGCAUUGGAACCCAAUUUAGCGGCUGGAUGAAAACAUUCGUUGAUCGGAGAAUUGUCAUUGCUUUGUCCCAGGAUGGGGUCAAGAAUGACCAUCCGGACGUGUUGUAGCUAGCUGUUGAGAUGUGCCAACAUUCGUCGUCUUCCACAUUGCAGUGAGCCCUGUUCCAGUCUGUUGUUCCUUCAACCCGCGGUCAAUGAUAUGUGCAGUACGAGUUGGUAAUUUCCCUUUGUUGUUUCACAAGAGUAUAAGCUAGACAAUUAGGAAAAUGAUCUAACUUGGAGUCAGAUCAGUUAGUUGAAGCAAAGGGUUGACUAGAAUGAUGUUAUAUUAUUAGUAUGUGCUCGUUCGGUUUCCUGUUUUAAGAUCGUUAAUAUGUAAUUGUUCCCUUUUGUUUUAGAAAUGUAAGUAAAUUUCAUUCAGUUUCCAAUACAAAUUAUCUUAAAGGAUUAUGGUCGAAAUGGUAACCAAGAGUUUUGUU
Molecule: messenger RNA, 3003 nt
Organism: Morus notabilis
Lineage: Eukaryota; Viridiplantae; Streptophyta; Magnoliopsida; Rosales; Moraceae
Exons: 16
Coding region: 180-2480 (766 amino acids)
Biological process (GO): autophagy
Cellular component (GO): intracellular membrane-bounded organelle
Molecular function (GO): protein binding
Source: RefSeq, a predicted model, not a curated record